AUGAAGUUUCUGUUCCGCAGCAGCAACAAGCACAGCAAAACCGCAACGCCCCCGGUUGCUAGUACGGUUCCCACGCACAGCCAACACUUGCGAGCCGAGAAUGAACAACCACAACCGCAGCAACCACAACAGCAACAGCACCAACACGAUGACAUGGCUCUCUGUGAGUCUUCUACUCCGCAUGUGAAGAAACCCAAACAUCGCAAAGGACGGCAAAAGCAGCAAAAGCGGCGCCAGUCGCUGGAAGCCAUGGAUGUCCCGUUGCGUCAGUCCCGAGCGGCACUCAGUAAUUCCCUCAUGAGCACAAGCACCGCGAGUACGGUCCGGACCGGGUUUACCACGAGCAACAACAAUGCUGGCAAUAGCAAUACAAACGACAGCAACAACAACAACAAGACUAGCCGCCAUAAGAAACCAGUCUCCAUCACCCUCAGCAACAGCUCCAAUCAAAGUCGGGUCACAAACGGUACGGAAGCGACGACGUCCACCAUGUCGACGCGGUCCGAUUCGAUCACGACCAAUCGAACGUCCACAUCGACGACGGUGCAUAGUUCCAUCACGACGCGGGGGUCCAUGUGGAGUGGUGGGUCGCCAUCGUUUGCAGGGAGUGUCACUACGGGUAAUAGUACGGGGGGAUAUCACGGGAGAACCAUUCAAAUGAUCAAAAGUCAGCAAUGGGGAAGUCAUAGAAGUCUAGAUGAUGAUGAUGAUCAUCAUACGGGCAGCGACCAUGCUCUGCAGGAAGAAGAGGAAGAAGCUUUCUUCGAACGGACGAGUGCCAGGUCGGUCGCUGCUUCUUUGGGCAAGGCAACCCAGGGGUCACAGGAGCUGCAGGCAGUAGAUGAACAUCAGUCCUUUCAUCAACUGGAAUUCGACCAGCAAAGUUCGUCAUCGUCGUCCUCCUCGUCGUCCUCCACACCCGAAGAACAGUCUGCGCAGUCGAGUUCACGAGACAGGGACACUGUCACCGUGGGAACGGCCGUAUCCGCAAUCUCGGGCAUCUCCUCACUCUACGAGAUUUCGUCGUCCCACGAUCCCCUGCUAGAUGGGACACCACACCCGGAAGCAGACCACGACCAUGUCCUACUGCCGCCUCCAUCCUCAGCAUUACACCAGAUGUCUGCCUCACCAGCGCCGCCAACCACAACAACGACACUGCCGCAGUCGUCCUCAUCGGCCGCGCUUCGUCAACAGCAUCAGCCAUUUCCCACAAACAACUACUUGGACACGUCCAUUACAGACCCGAAAAAGGAUCAUGCCUUCCAACUCGUACCCAACAUUCACAAGGAGCUGGGGAUGGUCCAUCGAGAUUUCAAUUCCAUCAAGGAAGCCACCACGCACUUUCUGACGCAAGACAAGCGGCUCAAGCCCAUUCUCAGUCUGGACAUCGAACUGCCUGGAAACUUGCAUGCCGGAAGGACCAUCUUUGCACAUCCACUCAUUGUCGAAGCCAUCGAAACAUAUUUUGCCGUCGUGACCAAUACGUUCGACACGCUACCACAAGAGUUUCAUGCCAAUGUCAAGGGAGAUCGUCACGACGAUCAUCAUGAUGUCAGCGAAUCCACCAGCACGUCGUGUUCCAAAAUGAGGGGCAACUACCUGUACACGCGCAUUCGUAUUUUGGAUCCAUUGACCGGAUGCGACCUGGUUCCCUGCGUAGAUGAUCGACACUUGUCCCGGGCGGCUCUGUUGCAGGCCAUGAUGGAUGCGCUCGCCAUGGUAUGUCCCGACCAGCCGCUACCACGGUACCUGACCAACCUGUUGGAAGAAGAACAGGCCACCAUUCAUGCGGCGGCACUGUUCCAUCGACGACAAGAUUUGAAUUACUAUUACGGAGCUACAACCACGACCAUUAUUGCCGAACAAGAAUUGGCACACCAUCAUCACACGUUGUCCCAAGAAGAACCAAAGGCGCCCAUGGCUGUGUUUGGACUGGAGCAUACGGCAUUGGGGGAAGUUGUCUUUGCCGAACUAGAAGGGGUUCUAUCGACGCAGUGUGGAUGGGUCAUUCCGCAAUUGUCGUCCUCGUGCAAAGCAGCCCCAGCCAGCGCAGCAGCCACGUCCGAAACUACUGCUAGUACAGACAAAGACAAAAAGGACCAUCCACCGGACCGACAAGCCGUUAUUUUGGUGUCUUAUGAUCCUCACCGACUCAGUUAUUGUACGCUGGCCAAGUUUGCUGUGCAACAGCAUGCUCUUCAGCGAUUGGGAAGACCGUCUUGUCUGACGUUUUACUACACCAGUCACGAACAACAAGUGGCGGCACAAAUGCACACGCGAGCACACUACCGACAACUUAUUGCACAGGUGGACCCCAACAACCCGGCACAGCAUUAUUACAACACUAGUUGCAAUAGCAGCACGACGAGUGGGUGCGGUUCGUCGACGACCUCUUCUGCGUGUCCACCGUCACACGAGACAAUUCGGAUUGUUCCCUUGCAACAACGAGACCACAAGGGAGAACCGUUACACGACAACAAUAAUGACAACAGUCGUCGUCGCAAUGGCGGGAAAAUGGGCAUCAGCGGCAAUGGCAGCCGCAGCAGCGCCAGUUCGACCGGAAGCAGUUCGGAAGAAUCCCUCACAGCCAUCAUCCCCAGAGACAACAGAAAGAACAAUUCGAAGAACAAGACGCACCCUGGAUACAAGGUGCCCAAUUACGAUGGCGUCGUGGCACAUGCUGCGGCCAAGGCUGCUGCGGAGGCUGCGGCGGGCAAGGGGACGGUUCAGCGGUAUUCUUUCGUCCUGAAGACCAUGUGUGGCGAAUCGUUACAGCUUCAGUGCAGCAAACCAGCCCUGAGGGAAAGCCACCUGCGGUUUGUUCCUCUGACACCAUUUCAAGCGACCCGCGCGAAUCAGUUGGUGUGCCAGGGCAAGUUUCAUCUCGCCAUGAAGUUGUUAUCGCCACGACAAGGAAUGGUUCUGAUGCAUGCCCUGAGAUCCGGCAAACCGAGGAGGUGUCUGGCAUGCAGCAGCAAUCCAAGAACAUCAACAACGGCUACUGCGUCUACCGCGACGGGGAAGAAACAAGCGCCGCCGGCUGCAGCUUCGCCCAAGAAAGCGAACAACAAAACGACACCACCCGACAAGAAACCAUUGCCAACAACAAAGCCAAAACAACCCUCACCGACGAAACCCGCCAACACGACCAAGGCAAGCACCAAGUCCCCAGCCACAACGAGCAAUGCGUCGCCCAAGAAAGGCAAAGCAGCGUCACCGGGAGCAAAGUCGGGCACAGCUCGCAGGGUGUCGACCACGUCUAUCGAAUCUGGGGCGUCUUCGUCCAAACCGUUAAAGGCGACGAAUAAUGGCGGCAAGAAAGCCACGCCAAAGCGAAGGUCGUCUGCCAAGCCAACGACAGCAACCCCCAACAACAAGGCGGUUCCAAGCAACUCCAAAUCGACGCCACCCAACACGAGACAACUGCGACGCGUGGCUACCACGGAUGGUCUCAGCCCAAUCAGAAAAUUCCCCAGACAGGCGCCUCGCAUGUCUCUCAACACGGAAGCCUUGCAGGCAUCCAUCGGAGCUGCAGCGGCAUCGUUGCAGCAAGAAGAGGAAGCAGCUGCUCGGCGAAGGUCAUCCCGGCGGUCCUCUAGGCGCGCUUCCUCUAGGCGAUCUUCAAAUAGCAUCGUCAGUAUCGGAGAGCCGUCUCCUCCUGUCGCCACCAUUGAUACAUCCAAAUCGUCCUCUACCUCGUCUUAUCAUGCCGCUGCAGAGUUCCACAGCAAGACAGAUGAUAUUUUGUACAAGGAUGUUGUGGAUGUUCCUAUAUUGGAAGCUUGGAAGGCGUUUGUUGUUUUUCCGGAAGGUUGGCCUGCCGAUGGCGAGGACGACGAUGACUCCUAUUUGUGGGGAAUGAAUGAUGUUUACUCGCAGGAUGGUGAUGACCGUGUGUACUAUACAAGCGACGAUACCUACAGCAUUGGCAGCUAA
Molecule: messenger RNA, 3936 nt
Organism: Seminavis robusta
Lineage: Eukaryota; Bacillariophyta; Bacillariophyceae; Naviculales; Naviculaceae
Source: the annotation of a GenBank genome assembly